CAAAAGCUUCGCUUAAUUUCAGAAACCUCUUCAUCAGGAGAUCAUCUGCUCAUUUACCUUAAUUGUUUCUCUGGCUGUUAAAUUGUUCUUUAGAUAUUUAUCUCCAUUUUAACCAUUGAUCUUGUUUUAAUUAACUAAUGUUACGGUAAAAGUGGACACACGGAAGAGACAACAAUUUGUGAGGAAAUAAAAAGUGAUGGCUGGAGGUUCAGAUCCCAAAUGGCAAAAAGAUGCUGCUGAUCAAAAUUUUGAUUACAUGUUCAAAAUUCUGAUAAUAGGUAAUAGCUCUGUUGGUAAAACUUCAUUCCUAUUUCGCUAUGCUGAUGAUCAAUUUACUUCGGCAUUUGUGUCCACCGUUGGCAUAGAUUUUAAAGUGAAAACCGUUUUCAGACAAGACAAACGUGUUAAACUACAAAUUUGGGACACUGCUGGUCAAGAGCGUUACCGUACAAUCACAACAGCUUAUUACAGAGGUGCGAUGGGUUUCAUUUUGAUGUAUGACGUUACAAAUGAGGAAUCAUUUAACAGUGUCCAUGAUUGGGUAACACAAAUCCAACAAUAUUCUUGGGAUAAUGCACAAGUUAUUCUUGUGGGCAACAAGUGUGACAUGGAGGAUGAACGAGUUGUUUCAACGGAACGAGGAAAACAAUUGGCCGAUCAAUUAAGGUUGGAGUUUUUUGAAUCCUCUGCCAAAGAAAAUAUUAAUGUGAAAGCCGUUUUUGAACGCCUUGUGGAUAUUAUUUGUGACAAAAUGUCCGAAAGCCUGGACUCUGACCCGACAAUGGUUAAUGCCUCCAAAGGAACUCGGCUCACCAAUAAUCCAAUGCAAAGCAACCCGAGCUGUGCUUGUUGAGCUCAACCUACUAUUUAGAUUAACAUUCUCUCUCUCCUUCUUCUUCUUCGUCUCUCUCUCUCUCUCUCUCUCUCUCUUCUCUAUCUUUCUUUCUUUCUCUUGUCAUCUUGCCACACUUCUAGCUCUUAAAUUCGGUCUCUCAAUCAACUGUUCUAGUUUCUAAAUGUCUAAAACCCGAUCCCUCGUAGGAUCUUUCUAAUCAAUCGUCAGAAUUUAAUCCAACUGAGAAAGUCUUCUACCAUUUCAAAGGAAAUUUUUCAUUUGAUUCAUUUUAAGAGCUUGUCCUAAAUUCAUCAACAGUUACUUCUUUUCUUCCUGAACUUCUCCUUUCUCUUUUCCUCCAUGUUAUCAUCAUCACCAACCUCCUCAUCAUCAUCACCUCCAUCACCUAUCCAAUACCUUUACUCUGUCUUGAUUAGUUGCUCUUGUCGUUAUCGUUUUAUUUUCUCAAUCAACUCUCUUAGUGCUCUAAAAUUGACAAAUUUAUUUGCUUUCUCUUGAUCAAGAUCCUGAUUUUUUGAUUAAGAUUUUAUUUGAUUUUUUUUUCGUUGUCCAUUUAAAACUCAGCAUUUUGUUUUCAUUCAUCUAUUUCAUAUCAUCGUUAACAAUGAUAACAAUGAGAGCUACUUUAAUUACCAUCACUAACUACAAUUAGAAUUUAUGAUUUCUCAUCCUAAUCUCCAAUUGACCAAUUGUUAACAAAGAUAAACACAGAAACAAAUCAAGUACAUUCCAACUAAUUAACAGUAACAAUUAGAAUCUUUUUGCUUAAAUUGUUAAUCAAAAGCAAAUCACUUUAACUUGUGUUUAAUCAAAAAUGAAACAAAAAGACAAAAAUUUGAUUGAUUUAAUUACCAUUAAGAUAAUCAAACUUUUGUAUUGGUUUUCUCGUGUUUAUCAUUUGUUACUCUCAUCCGAAAACAAUUCAAUCAGUUAAUCACUCUGACACUUUUAUUAUAAUCUAUUUUUUUCUUGUUGGUUAAUUACUGUUUAUUAUUUUUUUUGUUAUAAUUACAUUUAAUUGUUUACUUUUUAUUAUUUUUGCUGCCAAAUGAUUUAAGUUUAAACAGCAACUUCCAGCAACACGAUAUCAACAACAAGUGAUUAAUCAACAAUUAUCACCAUCAUCAUAAUCAUCGUUGGUCAUUCAAACAAUUUAAAAGAUGAUGAUUACAAUGAUGAUUUGAAGACCAUUAAUUUUAUGUCAAAUAUAAUUAAUAUAUUGCAAUUUGUUAGAAAAGAGAGAGAAAGAAAUGAAAUUGUGUGUAAUUGAUUUAAUUUAAUCUUUUUUUGCCCUCACAAUUAACUCUGUUCAAAUUAACUUAACUGUGCGUUUCUCUGUCUCUUUAACAGUUUAAUUAACUAAUCAUGUAAUACUAAUCAACCAAAUCAAUUGUCAACCCACAAGUUCA
This is a messenger RNA of Panonychus citri (citrus red mite), 2265 nucleotides long. It is a transcript of the gene Rab3, whose product is annotated as ras-related protein Rab-3-like. Gene Ontology annotation, biological process: regulation of exocytosis; protein secretion; protein localization to plasma membrane. The record is from RefSeq and is a predicted model, not a curated record. Gene Ontology annotation, molecular function: GTP binding; GTPase activity. Gene Ontology annotation, cellular component: plasma membrane; synaptic vesicle; endosome. Lineage: Eukaryota; Metazoa; Arthropoda; Arachnida; Trombidiformes; Tetranychidae. The transcript has 4 exons. The coding region runs from base 197 to 853 and encodes 218 amino acids.